Lolium rigidum is the source of this 925-nucleotide messenger RNA. RefSeq lists its product as uncharacterized. The record is from RefSeq and is a predicted model, not a curated record. Bases 1 to 903 code for a protein of 300 amino acids. The transcript has a single exon. NCBI's taxonomy places the organism in Eukaryota, Viridiplantae, Streptophyta, Magnoliopsida, Poales, Poaceae.
AUGAGCGGCGACGUGUCGAGGUGCGCGAGGCACCCGGCGCAGCCCCCCUUCACGGGCUUCUGCUCCGCCUGCCUCCUCGAGCGGCUCUCCGUCGCGGCACUCCCUGCGACGCCCCCCGCUGCCCCCCUUCCUCUCCCUUCACCUCCUCCGCCCCGAGAGGCCACGCCGGCGGCGGCGCAGGCGCUGGAGGGGAGGACCACGCUGCUCCGCCUCUUCCAGCUGCACGACCAGCAGGACCGCCCUCCGUCCCCGACGCAACAGCAGCAGCAGCAGGAGGCGCCGCCGCAGCUGCAGCGGAAGCGCUCCCUCCGCCAGUCGUGCGAGUGGAUGGUCUGCUGCGAGCACGGCACCGGCGCCGACUCCUCCUGGCUUCCCUCCCGCCAGUCCUGGGACGCCAACGACCCAGCCUCUGCCUCCACAUCCGCCGCAGCCGCGCCCAGCACGAGCACCGCUGCCUCAGCUUCCCACCUCGUCCUCCACUCCAACUCCAAGGACAUGCCGUGGUGGGAGCGCACCCGCAGGGCCGCCCACCCGAUCAGGGGCCUCCUCGGCAGGUCGCUGUCCUCACACUCAUGGAGGGACACGGACGCGCCGGCGAGGUCCCGGAUGCAGGGUGUAGCGGCCAGGAUCAACGGCGGCGGCAGCCACUCCGUUUCGUCCUCCGCCGGCGGGGUCGACUCUGAGGUGUCGCCCGCGGACUCGCUCCACGCCCAGCACCUACAUAGCGGCGCUCGCCAUGGCAGCGGCUCCCUGGCCAGGCGGUUCUACUGGCUGGGACGCAGCCGCAGCGUCCACUACAGCGAGGAGGAGACGAGGAGGAGCCCCGGCACCGGGAUGCUGCGCUUCAAGAACCAUGGGAGGCGCCUCAACCUCUUUGCUAUGCAGAGACAUCAGCAACAAUGAUAGCUAAUCUCUCUUGCCUAUG